Molecule: messenger RNA, 5213 nt
Organism: Strongylocentrotus purpuratus (purple sea urchin)
Lineage: Eukaryota; Metazoa; Echinodermata; Echinoidea; Camarodonta; Strongylocentrotidae
Product: Y+L amino acid transporter 2
Exons: 10
Coding region: 289-1887 (532 amino acids)
Biological process (GO): amino acid transmembrane transport
Cellular component (GO): membrane
Molecular function (GO): L-amino acid transmembrane transporter activity
Source: RefSeq, a predicted model, not a curated record
ACGGUUCGUACGGUUUAGCUUGAGUGGUAAAAACGAAGCAUGCGUGUUUGAAUGAGAGCGAACGAGACACCGCAUUGAACUCGCGGCGCGAGUUGUAAAUACAAACCGUGUAUACCAACAUCAUUCAACGAUCUACCAAUACAAGAAUAGGUGGUAGUAUUUGGAUACGAAGCUAACAUACUUCGUAUGUAGUGGACAAUUCGUUAUUGGUAUUUCGGUGUUGAAACACAGCACAACGGAGUAUACAGGGUACUGUAAGCAAUAGUAACACAUUUAUUUGAUUUUACCAUGGUGGAGGAUGAUUCGAAGCCAAACGGGAACGCGGCGAAUGGUGUCGCAGAUCCAUCGGGGAACUCGCCGGUUCAUGGUGAUCAGGGAGCCGAUAGUCAGGUCGUCUAUCGACCAAAUAGCAAGAACAACGAUAGCGACAUCGAAACCAGACUGGCUGACAAGGGGAAGGAGGCAGACGGUGAUGGGGGAUCAACCUCUAGUAGCAAUGUGCAGCUCAAGCGCGAGAUCUCGCUCAUGGGCGGCGUCGCGGUCAACGUCGGAGUCAUCAUCGGCUCUGGUAUCUUCAUCUCCCCGAAGGGUGUCCUUAUCGGGUCGGGGAGUGUCGGCAUGACCAUGAUCAACUGGGCUAUCUGCGGUGUUUUCUCCAUGGUCGGAGCCCUGUGCCUUGCCGAGCUGGGCACUAUGAUUCCGUCGUCGGGAGGCUUCUACGUGUACGCUCAGCAGAGCUUCGGUAACUUCUGGGCCUUCCUGUUGCUUUGGACGAUGAGCGGGAUGAUGCAACCGGUAGCCAUCGCCGUGAUCUCGUUGACAUGUGCCCAGUAUAUACUCGAACCUUUCUUUAUGCUGGCCGACUGUAAUCCGCCGGGUGCGGCUAUCAGUUUACUCGCCAUAUGCUGCCAAUUUACGGUGAUGUACGUGAAUUGCCGGAGCGUGAAGUUGGCCACCAGUGUUCAGUCAGUCUUCACUAUUGGCAAAUUAGCAGCACUCUCUAUAAUCAUCAUCUCAGGCUUAGUCUUACUUGCGCAAGGAAAUACUCAGAAUUUCGAGAACUCAUUCGAAGGAACAGAUAUGAGUGGAUUGGGGGUCGCCCUCUACUCGGGUCUGUUCUCCUACGCAGGAUGGUACUCUCUCAACAUUGUAGUGGAGGAAUUGAAAGACCCUUACAAAAACCUUCCUCGUGCAAUCGUCAUCACCAUCGUCACUGUGACGAUAGUCUAUAUCCUUACAAACAUAGCCUACUUUGCAGCUCUUUCACCGGAGGAACUCCUGGCUUCAAACGCUGUGGCAGUGACAUACGGAGCUAAAGUAUUGGGAAAGUUUGCCUGGAUCAUGCCUGUAGCUGUGGCUCUCUCCACCUUUGGAUCAGCCAAUGGAAACAUGCUCACUUGCUCACGAUUAUUCUUUGUAGGUGCUCGUGAGAAGCAUCUACCCGGCCUCCUCUCCAUGAUUAACAUCGAGAGAAAUACACCUGUACCAUCAUUAUUAUUUACCUCUUUACUCACCAUCGUGUACUCGCUGGCUGGUGACGUCUUCACUCUUAUCAACUACUUUAACUUUGUGACAUGGUUCAGCAGUGGCCUCGCUGUAUGUGGUCUACUUUGGUUGCGUUAUAAGGAGCCUGACAGACCAAGACCAUACAAGGUAAACAUUCUUCUUCCAAUCCUCUUCGUCAUUUCCUGCAUCUUCCUCAUCGUCAUGGGAACCAUCGCCGCCCCCAUCGACACCGUCAUCGGGGUCGCUAUCAUGUGCAGUGGAAUCCCAGUCUACUUCUUUGUUGUGAAACCUAAGAAGAAACCAGAGAUCGUCGUCAAAGCCAAUGACUUUGUCACCCGCUGGUUCCAGAAGCUGAUGCUCGUUGUGGCGGAAGAAAGAUAGUCUCUUCUCUUGCUGGUUUAACAUUGGUCCAGGCACUCCAUGCCUAUCCAACCAAAGCUAGGAAUGGGUCACAAGUAUAUUCAAGAUUGUCAAAUUUUCUUGAUCAAGGUUGUAAAUGGUAAUACAAAAAGACCAGUCAGUUCACAAAUGGUUUCAAAUACCUCAAGAAUAUAAUCAAUUAUCUUUACUGGAUGCAAAUUAGUGCAGUCGGGAUGCAGGAUGCAAACAUCACAUAUUGCUAUGUCGGGCAGACCUGUUGCAUUUCAGGGUCACUGAAGGUAUGAGAGUAGAGGAAUGCAUUCUAUUUGAUUGCGUUUGUGAAAUGAUCUUAUGGCAGAACAAUCUCAAUGGCCAGGCUGACCUUGAAAUGCCGCAGUUCACUGGGACUCUAUUCAAAGGCUCAGAAAAACAUCCUUACUAAUAAAAAGGCAGGCUUUAUCUCUCUCUCUCUCUCCCCUGCUGUAAAGGGCAAGGCCUGCUUUUUGAGCGAGAGUUUCAAUUCCAAAAUCUUGAUCCAGAAAGUUUGACAACUUAAAUUUGUUUCUCUCGUGACCCCUCUGCAUUUUGGGGUCACAAAAUUGGUCAAGGACGGGUUGGUCAAUGGUAGUAUGUCACUUUUCUUUGACUUUGUGUGUGCAUGAUAGUAAGAAAUGUCUCAUAAAAAAUGAUAAUUUGGGCGAUGUUCAGAUUCAGAUUUUUUUUUUUUAAUUGUAGAUGACGAGAAAGGGGUAAUAUUUUCACAUUGUUUGCACACAUGUGAAUGCUUGUGCAUCUUUUGUUCCAAAAAGCAAUCUACUUUUUAUGAAUACAUACUCCAUAAGCUGAAAAUGGGUUAUAUGAGAGCCCGCUUUUUUUACACGUUUUUAUGCCUAAAGGGGUCAUAUUUUGUGGGAAGUGUUCUCGGGAGAAUGCAAAAUAGGGAAGUUUUUUUUUACUCCACUGUUAUCUGUUAUGCCUUUAAAUGUGAAGCGACACUACCAGUAUCAAGCGCCUCAAGAGAAUGACAUACUUUUCUUUUGGACAGAUGUUUAUAAUCCUAUCUGUUCCAAAAAGGAUGUAUUUUAUUUUAAGAGCAAUAGUCCAUUUGCAUUUUCUCCUUCUUUUUUGUACAGUUGUGAGGGAAAGGUUUUUACAGAAGUUUGUCAUUAAGUCUGUAGGUGAAUGUGUGCAUAUUUUUGCUGUGUUUGAUGAAGAUAAUAAUAAUAUGUUUCACCCUGAUAUUUUAAUCACAAUCAUGAGAAACAUGAGCACUGAAAUUGAUCCGUCUGAGAUUGUUAUUGACAGAUCACAUUAUGAGCAAUAGGGAUUGUAUUGUGAUUGUGUAGAUAAUUGCGUUGACUGCCAUUUUAGAGUGAAUUCUUUCAUAAUAUGAUGUUCUGAAGAGAUUAACAAUAGUCAUUAAACAUGAAAUUCAGAUUAUUUCGAUUUGUAGAUACCUUUUCAUGAUUCUAAAUUUAUUCUAAAUUUGGAAAUCAUAGAUAUCAUGAAAGAACCAAGUUUGUUGCGCACAAAUUGUCUUAUGAAAAAUAAAAUAAGAGUGAUAUAAUACUUAUUUUAACUUAUAAGAAAUACAUGUAAUUGACAAUAUAUGAGCACCACUUUUAUAGAUUCCUCUUAUCUGUUAAAACAAUUUUGCUAACAUUCAAAUCUUAUUCUUGAAACAUUUGUUUAACUUUUAAGAUUAUUUCUGAAUGUCAGUGUUGCAGGUGCCUGGAAAAGAGUGCCAUGCAAAAAAUUGGCAUGUUACAAGUGAACGAUAGAUGUUGUACUGAAUCAAAAUAAUGAGUAAGUUUCUAUAUGGCAUUGUGUGUGAGUUGUAUUGGUAGCAGGUAUAUACCACAUGAACCUCUUGCCUUGUGUUAGCCUAUGGUGUAGGGAAGGAAGAGCAUAUGUAAAGUACAGUUCAAUAUAAUAUGUUCUAUUGUUGUUUUUGUUGCCGUCAUAUUUCUUCUUCUUCCUUGUCUACAGCAUAAAGGACACCAGAACAUUUAUUUAUAGAUCAAGUAAAACGAAAGACAUUUUCCCAAGACAACUGUCCCAUAUAUUGUAUCAAGAAAUGUUUAUAUUAAUGUGUGAUUUAUGUCAUUGUCUUUGUACCUUUCUAUUGAUGAAACUCUUUGAAAAAUGUAUAGCGACCUUGUAAGGUUUUAUGGGCAUUAUCUGCUCAUCUGACACUAUUUAUGUGUUUAACUUGAUAGACUCAUAGUGCCUGUCACUUUCUAAAUAGUGUAUAUAUAUGAGAAAUUAAUUCAUACGUAGGAAUUAUUAUGCAAUCAUCUACUUACGUGACACUUUCCUUCUUCUUUUCCUUCAUCUAUCAACAAAAGACAUUCCAUGAAAUUUGUUAUUAUAUAAUCAAUCAGGGUUUUAUACAUGUAAACUAAGAUAUUUUUCCUCCAGCUAAAUGUUGAGACAAAAUCAUGGUGAAAAUUCAAAUUUGUAAGUUGUGAGUCAUACCACUUUAAAAUUUUCUGAUCAAAUUCGAAGAAUCAACACAGACUAUAUCUUUAGAGAAAUAGUAUGUACUUGUAAGGUGUUAUUGCUUAUUGCUUAACACUUAGAAAUAUAUAUUUUCAGACAUAUUAGAAAUAUAUGUAGAAAAUACAUCAACAUGUUCAUCUCGUUACAGAGAUAUAGGCACAUAAAUGUUGUUUGUUUUUUUAAAUACAAGAUUUAUAUUUAUUUAUAAAAAGACUUAUCACUAAAUAAUACAAACUAUAUAAAAUGUUAGGCUCAUAUUAAAGGACCAAUAUAUAUUGUCUAAGAAUACUGAUGAAUUUCUCAUUAAUCUAGAUUUGUAUGCAUACCAUUGGUUCUAAAGGUCAAAUAGCACUAUCAAAUUGUGCGCAUUUAUAGGUUUUCAAGAUAAGACUAGUGCAAUUUGUAGCUGUAUCGAUUACAGCAAGUGUUUUAGAUAAUAUUUAUGAUGACUUGCGACUAAAGAAUAGCCAUGGUUCCCUGUUCCUAGAUGCUGUCAACAAUUAAUUUGAACAAAAUAUCCACUGUAGAGGUCACAAUCCAAUGAAUUAUUCACAUUAGGAAAAACAAAAUUGUUGUUGUAUUUUUAAAAUAUGAAUAUGAAUAAUCUUUAAAAUGUCUUGUUUCAUGUUUUGUUUAAAUUAUGUUUCUUAUGUGUAUUUUUUUUUCUUUUAGUGAAAUUGUGGUUCUUACAUUAUUUUUUUUUCAAUCCAUUUUCUUGAUAUUUACUUUCAGGAAUAUAUUGCAUGUUGCUACUGUUUAUAUUAUAAAAUACAUACUGAAGUCGAUUGCAGUAUUUUGGGGACGGAAAGAAACUGUAUGAUAUAAACAUGCAUUUAUUCUGUAAA